UAAGGUGUGAGAUAUUUGCAAUUAUCUUGGGUUGCAAUGGAGGGAGUGUUGCUUCCCGUGUGUCCUUCACCUUCUUCUUGCUCUGCAACUCCUAAACCCAGAAUCCCCAUUCCGCUACGCUCUUCUUUCCCUUCUCCAUUAUUACACAACCGUUUCUUCUCCCAAAACGCAGCGUUUUCCCUUCGCAACUCUCUCCGCACUUCCACCUUCGCACUCGCGCAACACGAAGCUCCCGUUCUGGGCAAACCCGAUAACAACAACAACUCUUCACCCUAUCUUCCCAAAAUCGAUAAGACGGGACGCUUCUGCAGCCCCAGAGCCGCCAGAGAACUCGCACUGUCGAUAAUCUAUGCUGCGUGCUUGGAGGGAAUGGACCCGGUUCGGCUCUUUGAGAAACGGAUGAAUGCGCGGCGAGAAGCCGGAUAUAAAUUUAAUGAGGAAAAGUUGUUGGAGUAUAAUCAUAUGAGUUUCGGAGGGCCGCCUGUUACUGUUGGAUCGGACGAAGAAGCAAAUGAGCUACUGCGGCACAUUGAAGAAGAGUCUGCCAUUGAAGCAGAAGUCCUUACAGCUCCUCCAAAGCUGGUAUACAACAAACUGAUUUUAAGAUUCACCAAGAAACUAUUGGUUGCAGUCAGGGAUACAUGGGACAGUCAUGUCCUGGUCAUUAACAAAAUUGCCCCACAAAAUUGGAAGAAUGAACCAGCUGCGAAGAUUUUAGAGCUGUCUAUUCUUCACUUGGCCAUGUCCGAAAUGGAAGUGCUAGAAACGAGACACCAAAUCGUCAUUAAUGAGGCGGUAGAUCUUGCUAAACGGUUUUGUGAUGGAGCAGCCCCUCGCAUCAUUAACGGCUGUCUCCGCACAUUUUUCCGAGAACUGGAGCUUGAAGCAUCGAAUAACCAGGAAAUAUCACCUAUGGGGGUUUGAUAAUUUGCAUAUUGACCUGUAGACAAGGCCUGAGUUAGGAAUCGUGUUGUUUGAAACUGGUAGAGUUAUUAUGACAUUUUGUUUUUACAGCAGUUAUUAUGACAUUGCAAUAUUGUAAUCGUGUAUAUGUAUAUUUUAUGUAUGCUAGCUCGUGGGAUUUGUAAUAAAUUUUGUUUAAGUUAAAGAACUUUUGAAAUUUAAUUUAAUUAAGUACUUUUGAAA
Messenger RNA from Glycine soja, 1146 nucleotides. RefSeq lists its product as uncharacterized. The transcript has 8 exons. NCBI's taxonomy places the organism in Eukaryota, Viridiplantae, Streptophyta, Magnoliopsida, Fabales, Fabaceae. The record is from RefSeq and is a predicted model, not a curated record. The coding region runs from base 37 to 924 and encodes 295 amino acids. Gene Ontology annotation, biological process: DNA-templated transcription termination; regulation of DNA-templated transcription. Gene Ontology annotation, molecular function: RNA binding. Gene Ontology annotation, cellular component: chloroplast.